Messenger RNA from Oncorhynchus nerka (sockeye salmon), 1778 nucleotides. RefSeq names its product centrosomal protein 89 (gene cep89). The transcript has 5 exons. The record is from RefSeq and is a predicted model, not a curated record. NCBI's taxonomy places the organism in Eukaryota, Metazoa, Chordata, Actinopteri, Salmoniformes, Salmonidae. Bases 1245 to 1568 code for a protein of 107 amino acids.
UUUUUAAAGAAGCUCACGGAUCCCUGAUUCCACUGUGGCGAAGUCAAGCUUUCUAGGGAAGUAUUUUUGAAUGAUUUUCUUUCUUUCUGUAGAGACCCACCCCAAUGCCAUUUCUCUCCUGUUCUAUUGGUUUUCAUAUCAACUUUCGUUGUCCAGAAGACAAAGGCACAAUCCUGGUUAUAUUAUCAACCCAUCCUGGUUAUAUUAUUAUCAACCCAUCCUGGUCAUAUUAUCAACCCAUCCUAGUUAUAUUAUCAACCCAUCCGUGUCAUAUUAUUAUCAACCCAUCCUAGUUAUAUUAUCAACCCAUCCUGGUCAUUAUUAUCAACCCAUCCUGGUCAUAUUAUCAACCCAUCCUGGUCAUAUUAACAACCCAUCCUGGUCAUAUUAUCAACCCAUCCUGGUCAUAUUAUUAACAACCCAUCCUGGUCAUAUUAUUAACAACCCAUCCUGGUCAUAUUAUCAACCCAUCCUGGUCAUAUUAUUAACAACCCAUCCUGGUCAUAUUAUCAACCCAUCCUGGUCAUAUUAUUAACAACCCAUCCUGGUCAUAUUAACAACCCAUCCUGGUAAUAUUAUCAACCCAUCCUGGUCAUAUUAACAACCCAUCCUGGUCAUAUUAUUAUCAACCCAUCCUGGUCAUAUUAUCAACCCAUCCUGGUCAUAUUAUUAUCAACCCAUCCUAGUUAUAUUAUUAACAACCCAUCCUGGUCAUAUUAUCAACCCAUCCUGGUCAUAUUAUCAACCCAUCCUGGUCAUAUUAUAAUCAACCCAUCCUGGUCAUAUUAUUAACAACCCAUCCUGGUCAUAUUAUCAACCCAUCCUGGUCAUAUUAUCAACCCAUCCUGGUCCUAUUAACAACCCAUCCUGGUCCUAUUAACAACCCAUCCUGGUCAUAUUAUCAACCCAUCCUGGUCAUAUUAUCAACCCAUCCUGGUCAUAUUAUAAUCAACCCAUCCUGGUCAUAUUAUUAACAACCCAUCCUGGUCAUAUUAUCAACCCAUCCUGGUCAUAUUAACAACCCAUUAUCAACCCAUCCUGGUCAUAUUAUUAUCAACCCAUCCUGGUCGUAUUGGGAGUACUGGAGUUGGGCUUUUGGUGGUAAUGGAGGACUGGAAUUGGACUGUGCAUUCAUAUCUCUCUCUCUUUCUUUCUCUCAUGAUCCCUCUUACAAUCCCUCUCUCUCUCCCCAGGCCACACCGUCCAAACUGGAGCAGAGGCCUUCAUCUUGGUCUCGUAGAAGCAUGCCUUCCCCAGAUUUGACAGAAGAAAGCUUCCGUGCAUCUAAGAAGAGGUCUUCAGCCCAGAAGACCAAGAGUUCAGGAAGCAGGAGAGAUGGACCAUCAGAGGCCAGCAGUGCCUACAGAGAGGUGCUGGACAUGCAGAAGGAGAUGGUUCGGUCUUUAACAGAGCAGAACCAGGCCCUGGGGGCAGACAGGAGGGUGCUGGAGCAGAGGUGUACAGAACAGAGCCUGCAGCUGCAGAGGAGCCACCAGAGGGUCCAGAGUUUGGAGCGGGAACUCAGCAAGGCCCUGGCCCUACAGCAGGUGAACAGGCAGAGCUGCUGAGUCUGAGGCAGCAAGCCCAGGAGGUGGUAGACGAGAACGACAGUCUGAAGAUGACCGUCCAUCGCCUCAACGUGGAGCUCAGCCGCUACCAGACACGCUUCAGACCCCUGGGCAAAGAAGAGAGCUCCAGGACCCAUGGCCUGCCACUUAAAGGAUCUGCUCCUCCCUGGCUGGUCAGUCACUCAGACAUUCUCAUGGAUUCCUCCUCUA